Trichoderma reesei QM6a is the source of this 2023-nucleotide messenger RNA. RefSeq lists its product as uncharacterized. The record is from RefSeq and is a predicted model, not a curated record. Bases 434 to 1780 code for a protein of 448 amino acids. NCBI's taxonomy places the organism in Eukaryota, Fungi, Ascomycota, Sordariomycetes, Hypocreales, Hypocreaceae. The transcript has 2 exons.
CUGCCUACCUACCUUACUUCUAUCUCCUACCUACCUACCUCUACCUACCUCUACCUACCUACUACUAGAACCUUUCCUUAGGCCUCCCGCUUCCGUGCUACUUGUAAUAGGUACCUACCUACUUACCUGUUAUAUCUGACAUCGCGCCAUCAUCUUGUUACUUGCUUCGUCUCCUCUCCCUUGCCAUCCCUUUUCCUCAUUGAUCCCGGGCUCGAAUUUUUUGUCUUCUAGCGGUGCGCGCAUGGCAUAGGGAUAGAGUAGCCCUUGAUUGGCGCUUGCUUCCUCUCCUUGUUCAUACCUACCGACCCGGCGGACCUGGCCUGGGCCUCCCAAUCCCGACUUGACUGACGCCAUCGCCGACUUCCAUCAUCCUCAUCGCCUCUCGCCCGGUCCGUCGCCGUUGAUCCGGAAACAGCCUCGCCCUCUCCUCGCCAUGGCGUACGGCGGCUCUUAUACCGCCUCGUUCAACCCGGCCACGUCGAGCAGCGAGUCCUUUGGCAGCGGCCUCUUGGCCUCGUCCAUCUCCUCCCUGUCGUCGUCCGGCUCGAAGCGUAUCUCGCCCGUGUCCAAGACGUACCGACAAGCCUCGACCCUGUUCCUGACGCGUCGCCUGCCCGAGGCUCUCAGCACGCUGCGCCCGAUCAUCACACCGCCCAGCUCGGCCGACGAUGGCGAGCCGGUGCCCGUGGCCAAGUCGUCGCGAGGGACCCGGAUCAAGGUCUGGAGCCUGUACUUGACGCUGCUGAAUGCAAUUGUCGAGCUGGAGCCCGAAGAGGGCAAGGAGGCCUUUGGCAAUCAGGAGUGGAGGGCGCUGUGCACCAAGGUGCGGGAUGGCUCCAUCUGGGAGGAAGUGGUCAAGAAUGGCUACCACGGCGUCGAGGGUGAUGUUGAUGCGGACGUGGUGAUUAAUCUCGCGACGCUGCUGCUUGCGCAUGCCCGUGACCAGAGUCUGAAUCAGAAGAGGCUGGAAAACUUCCUCGCCUCGUCAAACAUUCCCAACCUUGAUCUCAACGACUUCACAGCGCCGUCGCGUCGCUACCAGUCUCCCGCUAGAAGAGCCAAUGGCGCGAAUACCCCGGGAGAUCUCAAUUCCCGCGUCAAGCUCCUGGAGCUCUAUACUCUCCAUGUCCUUCCCCAGAACAACGAGUGGGAAUAUGCUCGCGAAUUCAUCAACGUCAGCGCCGUGCUCGAUGAAGAGCGCAGAGAGGCUUUCUUGCAAGCCCUGCAAAGCCUGCAGGAGGAGCAAGAGGAGCACGAAAAACGAGAACGGGAAGAGCGCCAACGACAGGAGGAACAGCUGCAGCGGGACAUUGCCGAGGCGAAGCGGCUCAAGGCUGAGAACGAGGAGAAGGAACGGAAACGGCUCAACGAGGAGCGGCAGAUGCGAGAGACCAGCGAGGGCGACUACGGCAUCGAACAGACGCCCAGCUUUAGCGGAGUAGGGAGAGCACAGCCGCCGGGAUCGCCCCAGAACAACGUUGCGCGCCCUCCACGCCCGACGGGCAAGUCGCGAUCCAAGGCCGCGACUACGUCCGGGUCCACCACCAUCACGGCCCGGGCUACCAUGAUCCUGUCGCGGUUCCGAACCCUGUUUGAGAGCCUCGCCAGCUCAUUCAAGGGCAACCCGGCCGUAGUCAUGAAGCUGCUGGUCUUCACCAUGGGCCUGCUCGUCAUGCUGGGCCACAAGGCCACGAGACAGCGUCUGGAGCAGAUUGUGGGCAAAGCUUGGGCAAAAGUUGCCGCAACAGUGGGUAUGGGUACCAAGGUCAGUUACAUUUAAAAAGAGCGGACGCGGGCCCCGGGAGACUGUACACCAUUGAAUUCUUUAUAAUUAUUUUCCUUUGUCUGUAAUUCUCUCUGAGCUGCAUGGAGAUGGAGUUUUUUUUGUUGGAUACCUAGCUGGUAUUUGGCUGUACUGCAGUCGUCCCAAGUCCUCGCGGACACGAUAUAAUAUUAUGAUGAAUACGCCCUUUUGCUCUUGAUAGCUCUGUAGAUUUAAAGUCAUCUUGUAAAGCCUGGUAUA